UCGUCCGGACCUUUCGACUUCACUUCGACAUAUGAUGUGAUCGCCACACCUGAACAGGUCGUCGACAACAACAACACCUUCACCGGUGGACUUGCAGGCGCCAUUGGCUACUUCAACUACGGCAUCAACUCUAAGGAGAAUGUCAUCUGCUACAACAUCACCCUGGUCAACUUCCAGGGCGAGUACCAGUCUCCCGCUCGCACGGCCACCCACAUUCACCAGGCAGAGAAGGGCAAGGCAGGCCCCCCUCGCAUCGCCUUCCCUAACCCGGUCGCCGUUGAGGGAUACCAGAACGUCCGCCGCAGUGUCGGCUGCUUGACCGGCCCCUUCGUCACCGGCGUCAACGCUACCGGCGUCGACACUGGCUCAGGCUUCAAGGUCAGCCAGAUUGAGGAGAACCCCGAGGGAUUCUUCACCGAUGUCCACUCCAGCCUUGCUGUCCCUGGUGCUGUCCGCGGCCAGCUC
Molecule: messenger RNA, 465 nt
Organism: Colletotrichum phormii
Lineage: Eukaryota; Fungi; Ascomycota; Sordariomycetes; Glomerellales; Glomerellaceae
Exons: 2
Source: RefSeq, a predicted model, not a curated record